UCAUGUAGAAGAGGCAACUAAGGCCCACUGUGCCUGAGAGGUGUCCAUGUCAGGUGGUUCUAAUGACCAAGAACGGCUUUCACCUUAUGAGGAAAAGUUGUGGAAGCCACCUAUAAAUCUGUUUACCAAGUUUAUGGAGAAACCUGCAAUUGAUAGAAGUCAUUCAGAAGAAUUAUGUUCCCAUUUUACAAGUACACCAGAGGAUGAACAUUUACCACAGGCUGCCAGUGAAAGUCAUCACAGCUGUCUAAAGCAGGACAUCCUAAAUGAAAAGACUGACCUGGAAGCAACAUUUAAGGAAGCGGAGUUGGCAACCUGUUCUGUAGAAUUACUUUUGCCAUUAUUUAAGGAUACCAUUGAAGAGAUUAGUUUUGAAAAUGCUGAUCUUUUUGCAUCCAAUUUGAAGAAGAUCUCUAAACAGAAGGAAAUAUUAACAAAAGAAUUAGACACUUUUAAACGUGUAAAACAAACUUUGGAACAUCUUAGAAAGACAGAAUACCAACAAGUAGGGGACAGUUUAUCCAGCAUGUUAGAGAAACUAACUGAUAAUGAAAGUGAAAAUACUACUCUUAAGAAGAAGGUACUUGAAAAGGAGACCUAUAUUCAAGAACUUUCUUGUUUGUUUCAGAAUGAAAAGGCAAAUGCUUUGAAAGCUAACCGUUUUUCACAAUCAGUAAAAGUGGUACAUGAACGACUACAGCUCCAAAUUAAUAAAAAGGAAGCAGAGAAUGAUAAAUUAAAAGAACACAUAAAGAGCUUGGAAACCAAGAUAACUGAAUGGAACUUACAAAUGAGAAAGAAUAAGCAUGAAGCUGUAGCAAUGAAAGAAUCAAGUAAGCAAAAAACUAUAGCUCUGAAAAAGGCAUCUAAAAUUUACAGACAAAGGCUUAAACACUUCACUGGAGACAUGGAAAACCUUACCUCCCAAAUUAGAGAUCAGGAAGCCAAGCUGUCUGAAACAAUUUCAGCUUCCAAUGCCUGGAAAAGUCAUUAUGAGAAAAUUGUAAUAGAAAAAACUGAAUUGGAAGUUCAGAUUGAAACAAUGCAAAAACAAGUUACAAAUCUUUUGGAAGACCUGAAGGAAGUGGAAAACCUUGGAAAAAAUUCAUGUGAAGAAAUUCUUAGAAAACUUCACUCAAUUGAAUAUGAAAAUGAAACUCUGAAUCUUGAGAAUACAAAAUUAAAGACUACACUUGAGGCUUUGAAGGAUGAGGUGAUUUCUGUUGAAAAUGAACUUUCAGAAUUGCAAGAAGUAGAAAAACAACAGAAAACCCUUACUGAAGUAUAUAAAACUCAGAUACAAAAAUUACAAGAGGCAGCAGAAAUCGUGAAAACCAGAUGUGAAAAUUUGCUACAUGAAAAUAACCUAAUUACAAAAAACAAAAAUAAAAAAUUAGAGAAGAUGAGAGGCCAGAUGGAGUCUCAUCUGCAGGAGUUAGAGCGCGUCCGCGACUCGUUGACGGCGGCGGAACAGAGGCUUCACGAGUGUCAGGAGAGUCUGCAGCACUGCAAGGGGAAAUGUGCAGACCAGGCGCACACCGUUAGGGAGCUGCAGGGUCAGGUUGAUGCAAAUCAUAAUCUUCUGAGAAAUCUUUCUCUGGAAGAGAAAAAUUAUCUUAUUCAGUUGAAGUGUGAAAACCUUAAACAAAAAUUAGAACAGAUGGAUGUGGAAAAUAAAGAGCUUGAAAAGAAGCUGGCAAACCAAGAAGAAUGUCUUAAGCAUAGCAAUCUUAAGUUUAAAGAGAAAUCUGCGGAAUAUACAGCAUUGGCCAGACAGCUGGAAGCUGCUUUAGAAGAAGGAAGACAAAAGGUUUCUGAAGAAAUAGAGAAAAUGUCAUCUAGAGAAAGGGCUUUACAGAUUAAAAUAUUAAAUCUGGAAACUGAGCUUAGAAAGAAAAAUGAAGAACAAAAUCAACUUGUUUGCAAAAUGAACAGUAAAGCACAACACCAGGAAGUAUGUUUGAAGGAAAUACAACAUAGUCUUGAAAAGUCGGAGAAUCAAAAUGAGAGUAUUAAGAAUUAUUUACAGUUUCUUAAAACUUCUUAUGUAACAAUGUUUGGAUAAAUGGUUGGGUUUAUUUUCUAGAAGCAAUAGGAUUUUACUCUAAGUCUAAAACGUGAUUAGGUACAAAAAUAAUAAUAAAUAUACUUUAAUUUAUGGGUGGUAGUAGUAGAGUUUUUAUGUAGUUUUCUUAAAUACAAUUUAUUAUCCAUUUGCAACUUUAAAAUAAGAUACAGAUGUUAGUAUUCCUUUUUGCUGGAUAAUUUUCAUUUAGCUCUCGUUUAAAUACCUAUUCAAAUUAUAUUGAUUUUUAGAAUGGUUUUCACACACACAAAAAAAGCCAGAAUCAUUUUUUGUGACCGUCUGUAGCCAUCAUUUGUAAUAAAU
Enhydra lutris kenyoni (northern sea otter) is the source of this 2389-nucleotide messenger RNA. Its product is annotated as outer dense fiber of sperm tails 2 like. NCBI's taxonomy places the organism in Eukaryota, Metazoa, Chordata, Mammalia, Carnivora, Mustelidae. Gene Ontology annotation, biological process: negative regulation of cilium assembly. Bases 47 to 2065 code for a protein of 672 amino acids. The record is from RefSeq and is a predicted model, not a curated record. Gene Ontology annotation, cellular component: ciliary basal body; centrosome. The transcript is spliced from 17 exons.